AUGACCAAGAAACGACCACCAAGCCCAAAUCUCAUCCCCAACCCAUUCAUCAAGAAGAAAAACCUUGAAUGGACACUAGAUUCUCCAUCUACUACCCAAACUGCUCAUUCCUCUCUCAUCCCUCUCCCACCACCCACCACGGCCGACAUCGAGUCAGGAUCAACCACCAUAGAUGACCACCUCUCUCAUUUCCAAGCUCACCUUUCCAAACAUGUUAUAACACCAUCGCCACUGCUUUCUAUCCAAUCGUAUGCCUCACUCUACUCUAGCAACAUAGGCAACCCCGAGGGCGCUCACUUUGUCAUCCAUCAACAUGACCACCCCAUCGCUGGCACGCAUUAUGAUCUCCGACUCCAGAUCAAUGAGACGAGCAGCGCCAGCUGGGCCAUCAUGUACGGCCUCCCAGGUGAUCCAAACAGUACCAGACUGAAUCGAAAUGCCACCGAGACACGGAUUCAUUGUCUUUGGGCUCAUUACUUAUAUGGGACACUGGAACAUACACUAUACUCCCCCGGAGGAGCAAGCACUCACCGUCAUCCGAUCCCUCAUCACCACCAUCAUCACCAGAUCCACCACCCGAAGCAACCCCACAAGCUCUCUUACACGCCGCCUUUCAAAGACGCAAGAUCCGCAUCCGCCUGCACGGCUCUCGCUUACCGGACCCUUACGUUCUUAACCUCCGCCUCACCAAAUCAGAGGACGCUGCUGGGAGAGCGAAAAGUGGACGAGCGUCUCGAACUAAACGCCGUCGUCGGGGUAGAGGCGCUCCGCAGCCACACCGCAAACGCAGAGAAGCUGUCUGCGAUGGAACGUGAGAUCCGGGAGCUUGAGGAUGAGCAAGUUCGUUUAACAAACGCCUACCCAGGGGCUUCCAAUACCAUUGGCAGCGUCCACCAGCGUCGAUGUGUUGUGACGGGGCAGCGAGGUGCUGACAUUCUCAAGGACGAGGGGGUGAAUAAUUUUGUGCAACGAAAAGGUUGGAAACCUGUGCUGAACUGA
Molecule: messenger RNA, 999 nt
Organism: Fusarium vanettenii 77-13-4
Lineage: Eukaryota; Fungi; Ascomycota; Sordariomycetes; Hypocreales; Nectriaceae
Exons: 4
Coding region: 1-999 (332 amino acids)
Source: RefSeq, a predicted model, not a curated record